Messenger RNA from Stegostoma tigrinum, 934 nucleotides. Its product is annotated as cystatin-B-like. NCBI's taxonomy places the organism in Eukaryota, Metazoa, Chordata, Chondrichthyes, Orectolobiformes, Stegostomatidae. The transcript has 3 exons. The record is from RefSeq and is a predicted model, not a curated record. Bases 16 to 444 code for a protein of 142 amino acids. Gene Ontology annotation, molecular function: cysteine-type endopeptidase inhibitor activity. Gene Ontology annotation, cellular component: cytosol.
GGUGGAACGAAGCGAAUGGGAGAGACUUCACAAGCGACAGCCUCUUCAGUGAGGGGAGGAGCCAGAAGAUGCAGCAAACCGUAUAAACGCAGAAUGUCAAAUGGGGAAACGGAGAGACAGCGAGAGACAACAAGAAUGGCAUCUGAAACGCCUGGUGGUGUAUCUGGUGUGCAAGCCAUGACUAAUGAUGUUCAGGCCAUUGUCCAGUUAUUGAAGAACUCCGUUGUUGAAAAGUUGAAUCGCCCGCUGCAUGUUUACCAUGCGAUUUCAUAUCGCUCUCAAGUGGUGGCUGGACAGAAUUACUUCAUUAAGGUUGUGAUUGGGGAUGCAGAUGAUUACAUACACAUGCGGGUGUUCCAGCCACUGCCCUCUUCAGAUGCCAAACUGUCCCUGGAAAAAAUCCAGACAGACAAGAAACUGUGUGAUGAGCUCGAAUACUUCUAGGAUAGGCCCAGAGCAUCGCUUGAGUCUCCCUUCCCUCACGGUCAAAUGACGUUUGUGAAGAAAUUCCCUGCCUUUUCCUUUUAUUUUCAUCUUGACCACUGUACUCUCCCUGCCUCACAACUGCCCCCACCCCAAAUAGACUGAAGUGGUUUAAGAACCAUUAGCUCACUAUUAGCUUCUUCAGGGCAACUAUUAAUGGAGCAAUAAAUGCUUGUUCUGCGCUUCUUUCUAAUGCUAAUGGCAUAAGUGAUUCCAACUCCAAAAGCCCAAUUCACCUUGAACACAAAACAUCUCCAAUGAGAAAAGGAUUGCAAUUCCCAUAGAAUCUUGCUCUGUACAAAAUUGCCCCAACUCAUUCAAGGAAAUUUGAAGAUCUGAACAGCCCCACUGACAUGUCAGUCUGCCAAUGGAAACCCCUCAUCCAUGUGACUGGGCUAUUCAACUGUAAUUGCAUCGCACAGCAGUCAAUAAAAGAAUUUUGAAGCACUUA